AUGCCGGCCACCACUUCUGGCGCUGAUACAAAGGCCAACGGAACCGCAAAGUCGCGAGAACACAACCAAGGAAACCAGGACCGCAAAUAUACAACUGAGCAAAAGGCUGCGGUGGUGAGGGUCAGAAGAUGUCCGCCGACGGCAUUUUAUGAUAUCUUGGGGCUUGAAACCGUAAAAACUACAGUGACGGAGACGGAGAUCAAGAAGGCUUAUAGGAAAUUGAGUCUGUUGACACAUCCGGAUAAGAAUGGGCAUGAACAUGCCGAUGAAGCUUUCAAGAUGGUCAGUAGGGCGUUCGGUGUGCUGAGUGAUAAAGACAAGAAAACGAAAUUCGAUAGAUUUGGCGGGGAUCCAGAUAGUAGAUUUGGUGGGGGAGCACCGCAGUCAAGUCCUUUCUCGGGAUUCUCGCAGAGGAGUGCUGGGGGAGGGGCAGCUGCAAGACCUGGUGGGAGGUCUAUGUGGGAAGAGGAGAUUAGUCCGGAGGAGAUGUUCCAGAGGUUCUUUGGGGGAGGAGGAUUUGGCGGCGGUGGUGGAUUAUUCAACGAUCAGCCAGGGUUUGUCUUCAAUCUGGGUGGUGGGCCUGGUAUUAGGGUACAACAGUUCGGAGGUGCAAGACCAAGGCGGAGACCGAGAGAUCCAAAUGCACCAGCAGAAGCCCCGGCUUCAUUGACCCAAACCCUUAUCAGCCUAUUACCUCUUUUACUGCUCUUUGGCCUACCAUUGUUAGGUUCGCUGUUUUCUGGAGGAGAAUCUAGCGGUCCUUCUAUGCGUUUCGACAAUCCUAUACCGCCACAUACCGACCACCGAGUCAGUUCGAGAAUGAACGUCGAUUACUAUGUCAAUCCCAUCGAGAUCAAAGGUUUCAGCAAACACAAACUGGCACAGCUCGACCGAGAAGCGGAGAUUCAAUAUGUGCAGCGACUAAAGGUUGGCUGCGAACAAGAAGUACAACAACGAAAUCAAUUACUACAGGAAGCUCAAGGCUGGUUUAGCACCGAUGUGGAUAAGGUUCAACAGGCUCGAGAUAUGCCGAUGUCGAACUGUAAGAAACUGGACAAUAUGGGUCUUAGGAACCAAUACUGA
Molecule: messenger RNA, 1083 nt
Organism: Sclerotinia borealis F-4128
Lineage: Eukaryota; Fungi; Ascomycota; Leotiomycetes; Helotiales; Sclerotiniaceae
Source: the annotation of a GenBank genome assembly